Monopterus albus (swamp eel) is the source of this 2697-nucleotide messenger RNA. It is a transcript of the gene dcun1d3, whose product is annotated as defective in cullin neddylation 1 domain containing 3. Bases 485 to 1459 code for a protein of 324 amino acids. The transcript is spliced from 4 exons. NCBI's taxonomy places the organism in Eukaryota, Metazoa, Chordata, Actinopteri, Synbranchiformes, Synbranchidae. Gene Ontology annotation, biological process: protein neddylation. Gene Ontology annotation, cellular component: ubiquitin ligase complex. Gene Ontology annotation, molecular function: cullin family protein binding; ubiquitin-like protein binding; ubiquitin conjugating enzyme binding. The record is from RefSeq and is a predicted model, not a curated record.
UUUUUAAACUCACAGCAAAGAGCGUACAUAAUUCAAAAUGGAUUGAAAAGCGCACCCUGGUUGCAAUAUUUUACUUCUUGGUUUUCAUAAAGUAGAAUUGAAUCUUAUGUUGAUGUGGAAGUUUUUGUCAGCUGCCAGCUAGUUAGCAAGCAAUCUGAGUUAACGCGACGAGUUUGGCUCAGUUCGUUUCUGGUCGUAUACGCUACCCUGGCAAACUUAUUAACAACUUAAUUUGUAGUGGCAGUCCAGAAGUAAUGUUCAUCAAAUUCCACACACAGUUUUCCAAAAAGCAUUAUGGAUGUCAAGGUCACAGUGAUGGAGCAGAGUAGGAGGACACUUGGAUCUGUGGCCAAUGCCGUCUGAAGAACUGUCUGCCUGAGGGUAUGUUGAGACGUCUCGCCAGACCAGAGCAGAGGCGUCUAGGUGGUUCGGACGGGGACUGAAGGUGAGGUGGAAAGACAGACGAGGGACCAGGGAGAAAGACAUGGGCCAGUGUGUCACCAAGUGUAAGAAUCCAACGUCCUCACUCGGCAGUAAGAGUGGAGACAAGGACAGCGGCUCCAAGUCCCAUCACAAGAAAGUUGGCGGUGGCCACAAAGAAGAGCCCAGUGCCCCAUGUAGCAAAGCCACCAGCGAGCUGUCGAAUGGCACCAAGGCCAUGGAGGUUACAGUGGAAUCACCCAUCAUUCCUACAGCGAUCGGGGAACUACACAAGGACGAGUGUUUGGAUGGAGAUGGGCUGUCUAUGCUCCGUAUUGAGGAGCUGUUCUGCUGCUACAAGGACGAACAGGAAGAUGCCAUCUUGGAGGAAGGCAUGGAGAGGUUUUGUAAUGAUCUCUGUGUGGACCCAGCAGAAUUUCGUGUGCUUGUUCUUGCCUGGAAGUUUCAAGCAGCCACCAUGUGCAAGUUUACAAGAAAGGAGUUUGUGGAGGGCUGCAAGGCCAUCCAGGCAGACAGCCUUGAGGGCAUCUGCUCUCGUUUCCCUUGCAUGCUGCUGGACGCCCAGGGUGAGGAAAACUUCAAGGACCUGUACCGAUUCACCUUCCAGUUUGGCCUGGACGCUGAGGAGGGCCAACGCUCUCUGCAGCACGAAAUAGCCAUUGCCCUGUGGCGCCUGGUUUUCACCCAGGACACACCUGUGAUCCUUGAGCGCUGGCUUGACUUCCUAGCGGAGAACCCUUCAGGUAUUCGGGGUAUCUCAAGGGACACGUGGAACAUGUUCCUCAAUUUCACCCAGGCAAUUGGGCCGGACCUGAGCAACUACAGCGAGGAUGAGGCCUGGCCUAGCCUCUUCGACACCUUUGUGGAGUGGGAGCUGGAGCGUAGGAAAAAAGAGGACGAACAGGUACUGUUGGCAAAGGAGGAAGAGGGGAGGUGUACUGAGACAGAGUGUUCUCCCACCACAGACAGACUUGAAACAGAGGGAAGCCGUGGCUCACAGACAUGGGGGGGGCACUGACCAGGAAACAAACAUUUGUGAUAGAAGAUGUGACAAAGUGAACUGUACAUCUGUGAAUCAUUGAGUGAAUAUUAGUAUUACCAUAACAGCUGUUAAUUUCUCUCUCCUUUUCUGUUGGGGUGGGAUUCAUGCUUUGCAGCUUUUUGGUUGUUUUUGAAAGGGCUCUAAGAACAGCUAUUUUUUAAGCACUUCUAUUUAAGUUAUUGUUUUACCCUUUUCUCCUCCCAUGUGUGUUUUUUGCAAUUGGACAUGAAUAUGUUCAUUUUAAUCUACCUACCAAAACCCACCAGAGUAAGCAAAGACUUGGCUUGAAAAGUAGGCAACAAACAGCCAUAUAGACACUUCAUUCUGACAUGGUACAACUGCGGAUGGUUGAUUUUGCAUAAGGAAACACUUAAUAGUUAAGAAGAAGGGAAAUUUGCAUAAUAUGGCUACAAAUCAUUUUUACUACCGAAAUUUGAGAUUUAUUGUGAGGGUCAGAGAAAAUAUCUGUUGGAUUGUACACUUUUUAACUUGCAGUGCUGUGAGGAUGAUUGGGUUGAACUGCUAUUGCCUUCAACUGUUGGGCUGCAAUUAUAUGGCAAACUACAACUCUGUCACAAGAGGCAUUUUGUCAUUCAAAAUAUUAUGAAUGAGGUUUACAUUUGUAACCUUAAUUCAAAGUUUUAAUGUUCAAGUUGGUUUCAAGCUGGUAACAGACCCACCCUCUCUUCUGUUUGAGUGUCUUUGAGUGCUACAGGUGCAGUGAGCAGCUUUGUUUAAGCAGCUGGCUGUACCUCUUUUGACCUAUCAUCUACAGUUAUGUCCACCUACUUUGAAGAAGUGGUUAAGUCUAUACAACUUUGACAGCUUUUCUUAGAUGUUUCAUUGAUCUUGUAGGAAGUCUGUAACACAGCAAAUUGGCAAAAACUAGGUCUUGGUCAUUUCUGGACAGAUGAUAUUUAAGCCUACAAUAUAUUCAGGACUGUUUAAACUGGGCGCUACACAAAGCUUAUACUGUUUACCUUCAGGAUUUUGAGUCUUGAAUUGCUAUACAAAAAAAAAACGUGUGCGCACUUCACAAAUAAUGUUGAUUGCUGCUGGUGAUGGCUGUAAUGAAUUGCACAAAAACCAAUGGCAUGCUAAGUUGUUAGACUUGCAGUGCUUUGCAGAGAGAUUUUCAACCACAUUAUUUCCAUUUUAAACCUUUUCCAAACUGUAGUUUGAUCUUAAGUAUAGCCUGGGCUGUUUUGGACUGA